This is a messenger RNA of Thamnophis elegans (Western terrestrial garter snake), 1321 nucleotides long. Its product is annotated as SLAM family member 5-like. The transcript has 10 exons. Lineage: Eukaryota; Metazoa; Chordata; Lepidosauria; Squamata; Natricidae. Bases 76 to 1224 code for a protein of 382 amino acids. The record is from RefSeq and is a predicted model, not a curated record. Gene Ontology annotation, biological process: T cell activation. Gene Ontology annotation, cellular component: external side of plasma membrane.
AGGGGAAGCCUGUUUACAGUGAUAACCGCGGACAACGAGAUACAUUUUGAAAAAGUUGGACAAAGUUUCUUUGAAAUGUGUCACAAGAUUGUUCUCCGACUCUGCUUCUCAGUGCUUUUCUUAAGAGCUGGAACGUCUGGAGCAAAAGAACUGAUUGGCAUUCUGGGGGAGUCUGUCACAUUCCGAGUGGAGACCCCUCCACCAUUUGAAACAAUUUCCUUGAAUAAAAUUGUCAACAGCAAUCCCAGAAAUAUUGCUUUGAUGACCUUCAAGGAGCUGUCAUGUCCCAUCUUGUUCCUCCACCCAGACUUUCAAAAGCGACUGAACAUCUCCAGUGACUGCAGAAAUUUACAUCUUGGCCCUCUAAAGAAAGAGGAUACUGGCAGAUACAGUGUAACAAUUGUUUUACCAACUAAAAAGACAGCAGAUGAAUCUUUUGAUCUGCAAGUUUUUAAACGUUUGGUGGACUCUGAGCUGAAAGUGACCUGCACUCCUGAGGGGACUGGAAACAGAACCUGGCAGCUGACUUGCUCUACAGGGACCUGGGAAGACAGAGUGAACAUCAGCUGGACCUCAUCUGCCCAGAGCACAGGUCCUACCCCUGGGAGUUCUGUGAUCCGGUUUGUCUCCCAGGAGCUCGAUGCAACAUGCAGAGCAGAAAACCCUGUUAGCCAGGCAUCCAGGACAGUCUCCUUAAAGGAAGUUUGUGCAGAAGAGAGACCUGGGACCGAGGACCCCCAAGUGAAUGAAGAUGGGACUAAGAAGACAGGAUGGAUUGUGGGCGUGAUUGUACUUGUUAUCAUCAUUCUGCUUAUCGUCAUUAUCUGUGUCCUUUAUGUGUGGAGGAGGAAAGCUGCCAAGGGAAGUGGGCGUUUUACAACUAACACAGACACUGAAAGCUCAUCUAGGAGUGGUUCUGCCUUAAUAGGAGGCCAGCCCAAGGAAACCAGGAAAAAGACAAAUCAGUCAGCUAGAAAAGCAGCGAAGCAAAACCAGGAGUUGCCCCACACCAUUUAUACAUCUGUGCAGCAUCCCAAGCAGAAUCAUUUACAAACAGAUGAUGAGAAGAUGGGACAGCACAGCCACCAAAACCAGGCAGAGAAAACUAUUUAUUCCGAGAUCACCAAGUCUGAGGAGGGUGAAGACUCAGAGAUGAAGACCAUCUACGAAACAGUGCAAAAACCCUUGCCCAUCAAAUACUCUGGCAUGUCAGCCUUUGUUUAACACACACACCUUCUGCAAAGCUAGCAAGAGAUGCCCUCCCCCAGAGCUGGCGGAGGGCCUAGGCCCCGUCUUCCAAAGAGAGCCUGCAGAGGGCUCC